CGUCUAGACAUAGAGCCGGAGAAGGAAACAAGUGCUGUUCGUUUGCCAGUACUAGAAACGCCUCUACGGUUGAAAAACGCAAUCGGUGCAGAGCGAGAAAAGAAAUGGAAAACAAUUGAUUUAUUUCGCCUGUUUUUCUUCAUGCAGCGUCGGAACAUGUUUCGUUCUUCUUAUGAGUAAAAUUCAGUGAAGUGUGUGUUAAAGGCCUGGGCUAGGUGGUUUUAUGUGCCCAAGUCACAUACUCUUGCGUCUGGUGAGUGGUGGCCGUGAGUUAUGCAGUCUUUAUACUGCAAUAUUGUCUCAGGCCAGUUGAGUUGAAGCUGUAUGUACUUACACCAAAAUGCCAAACAUUUAUGAAGAAAUUGACGAAAGUAUCAAAGCUCCGGUGAUGAGUGAAAGCAUGAAGAAAGAAAAGACAGCCUGUGUGGAGAUAGAUUUCCCAGCUACCACCAAGUCCUUUGGUUUCCGGGAUCGGCUUGGAGUGGUUCUGUGUAUACUUGUUUGUGAACUGUGUGAGCGGCUAACCUACUAUAGUAUUGCAGGAAAUCUGGUGCUUUACUGCACCAAUGUUCUGAAAUUCUCCAGUGCUGAUGCAACCACAAUUUCCUUCAUCUUUACGGGAACAUCCUACCUUGUGCCAGUGAUUGGUGGAUGGAUUGCUGACACAGUAGCGGGGAAAUAUAAUGCUAUACUUGGAUCAGCUCUCAUUUAUUGCAUAGGCACAACUUUGCUACCUAUCAUCUCCAUUGAUUACACCAAGUAUGGCCCCCAUCUAGGGCUGACCAACAGCCAGCAGCGAGGUUUUUUCCUGUUUGGUAUUGCCAUCAUUGCUAUCGGUACAGGAGGCAUCAAAUCAAAUGUCGGCCCUUUUGGAGCUCAACAGUUAGAUGAUCUUGGAGAAGGUCCUGUCAAAUCCUUCUUUAACUGGUUCUACUGGUUCAUCAAUGUUGGUUCAGCUGUCUCCUUUUCAGCAGUGGUCUAUGUGCAACAGGAAAUUGGAUUUGAUGUUGGGUUUGCCAUUCCAGCUGUCUCAAUUGUUGUGGCUAUUAUCAUGCUUUUGAUUGGUCGAAAGUGGUAUUGUAUGAAGGCACCAGAGGGGAGUGUUUUCACAACUGUUGCCAAAAUCAUUUGGGAGGCUGUCACCAGACUUCGGAUGCCUAACACCAGGAAAGAUCAGAUGACCAGCUGGCUUGAUAGUGCCAAGCAUAGCUUUGGAGGUCACUUUCCUGAUUUAAAGGUGAAUGAGGUGAAAUCCCUGGGAAGAAUUCUGCCUGUCUUUAUUGUCAUCAUCUUCUACUGGACUGUGUACUACCAGAUGUCCACAACCUAUUUGCUGCAAGGUGAGCGUAUGCGUCUCAUCUACAGUGGUUUCACUAUUCCGGUAGCUGCUAUCAACCUCUUCAACAUUGCAAUUAUUCUUGUCCUCAUUCCUUUUGUGGAUCGUGUCUUCUACCCGUGUAUGGCCAGGAUCGGAUAUCCUCUCACAAAAUUGAAACGAAUUGGCGUUGGUAUGGUCUUGGCUGUAUUCUCCAUGGGACUAGCAGCUGGAAUUGAAUUUGCUCGGAAAGCAAGCAUUGAAGAGUAUGGAUACUUCAAACAGGAAGUGGCUGACAAGGUUUUCAAUGCAUCUGAGUUGUCUAUUUUUGCACAGGUUCCUCAGUACACAUUGAUAGGAGCCAGUGAGGUGUUCACAAGUAUUACAGGCCUGGAGUUUGCAUACUCUCAAUCCCCCAAAGCUAUGCAAGGAGUUGUCAUGGGGCUAUUUCUCUUAACUUCUGGACUUGGCAGCUACAUUGGAUCACUACUUGUUACGAUCAUGAAUGCAAUUACAUCAGAGGCAGAGUGGAUCCCUAAUGAAGUCAACAAUGGCCACCUGGAGUAUUUUUUUCUCCUUCUUGCUGGGAUCAUGACCAUUGAUUUUGUGUGCUUUUUGCUGAUUGCAAGGGGUUAUGUGUACGUGAAGGAUGCUGAGCUUGACCAACCUCUGGAUACUGAUGAUGAGAGCAGUAAGAAAAACACUUUGGACAGGGGCAAUCGACAGAGUAAUCAGAGAGAAACCACGCCCCUUUUGAGCGAUUCUGGAAUGAUAUAAAGGUCCCCCUUCACUGCCAAGCUUCUGUGGCAUUGUUUUGGCAGCCAUACCAAACUAUAUUACUACCAGCCCUUAAUGUACCAGUGCAGCUUGUUUGCAUAGUUUUUGUGCACAGAAAUUUUCUGAAACAUGUUAAGUACUGUAGGUGUUGAUUACCAGAACAGGUUGCCUUCAUAGAGUGCCUCAGUUUAGUUUACUUUUGUUGUCAGCUUUUUGGUGCCCUUCGCUCAUGAUUUCUCACACCUUUAUGUUCCCCUAACUUACUCAGUUUUGAAGAUUAUAUUUCUGCUGUGUUUCAUGCUUGUCUGUAGUUGCCCUCUUGUCAUUGUCUAUUUUGUCUGUACUUGCAUUCUGCACCGUUUUUUAUUUUGCAUUCAUUUUUGAUAUUUUUCUUGUUUUUGGUGAUGUUUAAUAAUGACAACUACUCAAAAGUUAUGUGAGUGGCUGGUAAGUGGAACACUCUGCUCUAUUUUCUUCAAAGCAAAUGCAGGAGCAUCGCUGAUGUUCUAGGGUAUAUUCUGGAGAUCAGUCUCAAUAUUUAAAAUGUAUUAAUGUAAAGGAAUAACAUUUUGGGAAGGAUUUCUUCAACAGAGCUUUGGCAAGUUAAUAUGGGGAAUCUCUUUAAACAAUACAGAACAGCUGGGGUAAAAAAAUAUAACUUAAACAAACAGUUUAGUGAGAUUACUGUAUUUUUAAAAACUAAUGUUGACAAUUAAUGACUUUCUGUACAUGAACUUUGAAAGCUGGGGCUAUACUAACACCCUCGAGUUAUUUACUGUCACUUUGUUUUGUAUUCACCUAACGUAAAUCCCUGAAGACAAAAUCUUGUAUUUUGCAGUUUGAACCAGAUAUAUGUGUACAUGUAUUCUAAGAUUCUACAAGCAAUAAAAAUUUUGUUGUGCCACCAUUUUGAUCAACCUCUUGCCCUGUAUGGAGGUAUGGUGCCAGGGGAAUUCACCCCCCACUAGAGGUUAUAGAAGGAAUUCUUUGGAAAAUGAUUUCAAACAAUUUGUUUCUGGUACUAAAAUGAUUUCGAAUGACUCAUGAAUUGUUCCGUGAUCUUGAGCUGAUCCUCUUUCCCAAAUCUUGGAUACAUGGGGAUGUAGCAUUUUCAUUGUGCUUACGUCAGCACACUGUUUCUGUGUGAUGCAGGACGAGACCAUCUCAUACUUCCUGUCUUUCAAUCACUCUGUUUGCUGCUAAAAUAGAUACAAGUGUAUUGUGCAACAUCAAAAGUGUGUUGUGAUUUUAUAAUCUACAAAAUGCCAUGUUGAAUCCUUCACAAAAACCCCAUUGUAAUUACUAUUUAUUUGUUGAUGAAUAUGUAUAUGUAUAUUAGUCUACAUUCACAUCUUUUGAAUCAGUAAGUGGCAAAAUGUAUACUUUAUCACCUUAUGUUUAACUGAAAUGUUUAGGCUGAAAUUCAUUUUUGAUCAAAACUUGAAACAUUAAUGUAAGCAGACAUUUGUUUAAUACAGUUUUUUACAGUAGGUUUAGUAUAAGUUUUUUGUAUUUUUAAUCCUGUUGGGCUCUCUAAAUAUAUUAAAGCUCAUAACACUAUAUCACAGUUUAAUAAUUACGAGAAUGAGGACUAUGGAUGAGUCUUUAGAUCUACUGGUUUUCAAUCUCUGACUUAAAGUUGGGGGGUUUCUUGAAACUUCCAUGUUUGUGGCUUUGAUGUGCCAGGUUGGUUUACAGUUGCUAAUAUAUAAACAAGAGGCAGAACCAAUGAUGCCUGCUGAAAAGCAUAGAUACUAGAUACACUGUAUAUUAAUCUGGGUCUGUUUUGAAGAUGUUAAUGUUAUACUAGGCUUUAUCUGUGGCAUGGUACGGGAUCAUUGAAUAUAUUUUAUUUAGUUAAUACACAUGCAUGCACAUGUUUUAGCAGCUCAUUUUAAGGAACUGUGUAUAUUUCUGACAACUUUGAGAUAACAAGUACAAUUGUGCAAAUUUGUCAAGUCAUGCGAGUAGGGCUGAGCCGAAUAUCCAAUCAAUUAUUGUAUUUGAAUAUUAUUUUCCAAAUUUGAAUAUGUAAAUGCAAAAUUCAUGAAAAUGAA
Acanthaster planci (crown-of-thorns starfish) is the source of this 4149-nucleotide messenger RNA. RefSeq names its product solute carrier family 15 member 4-like. Gene Ontology annotation, biological process: transmembrane transport. Gene Ontology annotation, molecular function: transmembrane transporter activity. Gene Ontology annotation, cellular component: membrane. The record is from RefSeq and is a predicted model, not a curated record. Lineage: Eukaryota; Metazoa; Echinodermata; Asteroidea; Valvatida; Acanthasteridae.